Molecule: messenger RNA, 753 nt
Organism: Spirometra erinaceieuropaei
Lineage: Eukaryota; Metazoa; Platyhelminthes; Cestoda; Diphyllobothriidea; Diphyllobothriidae
Source: the annotation of a GenBank genome assembly
AUGGGCGAGAACGGCACAAAUCUGCUUCAGCAGAAAGUGGCUGAACGAGCCCGCGAGCAGAGAGCGACACGCGAUGCAGCACUGGGGAACAAAUUCCACAAACUGCCUGAUCCAACGUCAUCCAGAAGCGGCACACUGUUACACAACCUGUCGUCAAAGGAACUGACGAAGGAGCAAGCACAGGUUUUACGGCACGCAGCCUCAUUCAACACAGCUGACGCCAAACCUGUCAACAUGAUUGCAGCAGUGGAAUCGGUCAUUUAUCAGACGGAAGCGGCGGAGGAGACGAAGAAUCUUAUCCGACACCAAGUUUCGUCCCUCCUUAUGACUCACAAGCCGCGCGAAACACUCACAAAGGUCGAACGCGAUGCACUAAGAGAACUCAAGGCCGACAAGGACAUCGUCAUUGUGCCCGCGGACAAGGGGCGUUCCACCGUCGUACUGGACAGAACAGACUACCUUCAGAAGGCCAAAAACCUAUUGGAGGAUCGCCAGUUCUAUGUCCCAUGUGAAACCAACCCCAUAAAAACGCUGACACGCGAAAUAAAUGCAACACUUUUGGCACUGGAGAACUCGGGUGCAAUAACAGCGACGGACCGACGCACGGCGAGAGUCCAAGAAACGGCUUUGGCCCGAUUCUAUGGUCUCCCAAAGGUGCCAAGGAGGGUGCUCCUCUCCGGCCCAUUGUAUCGCUCAAAGGCACUCCAACGUACGGACUGGCAAGAUGGCUGUUUCGGCGCCUCAAAUUUCUGA